UUACAUUUACCUGAAGCAGUCUAACGUUGCAAUUCAAGCGGGUCGUACGCAAAUAAUAUCUCCCACUAUUAUCAAUCAAUUUAUAUAUUAUUUUGUGCGAACUGUGUUUAAAGAAAAAAGGAGUAAUUUAAAAAUGUCCAUGUUACCAAACACCUUCAUCCGGGGCCUACAUGAUGAGGAACUCUGCAAACGUAUGGAGUAUCGUACUCUAGGUCGUACAGGACUGCAAGUGUCGACAGUUUCGUUAGGUACAGCAACUUUAAGUGAUUUAUUUGGAGAACUAGAUGUGGACGAGGCUAUAACAAUGAUCCAAAAGGCUUUAAAAGCUGGAAUUAAUUACAUUGACACAGCGCCAUAUUAUGGACAGGGUCGUUCCGAGGAAGUAUUGGGUAUGGCAUUGAAAAAUGUACCACGUUCGGCGUACUAUAUAGCAACAAAAGUUGGACGCUAUGAGAAGGAUUUAGUUACCCGAUUUGAUUUCUCUGCCAAAAGAACUCGAGAAAGUGUCGAGAACAGCUUAAAACUACUCGGUAUCAAAUAUGUGGACAUAAUACAGAUUCAUGAUAUCGAUUUUGCCAAGGAUAUCGACGUUAUUGUCAGCGAAUGUCUGCCCGAACUGGAAAAAAUUGUUAAGGAAGGCAAAGCAAAGUUUAUCGGUAUCACCAGUUACAAUAUAGACUUGCUUAAGGAGUGCAUAGAACGUGCGCCGUGCGUUGAUACCAUCCUCACGUAUUCGCGGCACACGCUACUAGACGAUUCACUAAAGCAUUAUGUGAAAUUUUUCCAAGAGCAUAAUAUCGGCAUUGUUUGCGCAUCUGCUCAUGCAUUAGGUUUGUUGACCAACGCUGGACCACAGCCUUGGCAUCCCGCACAUGAUAAUGUGAAGACAAUAUGUCGCAAAGCAGCGAAUAUUUGUAAGGAGGCCGAUAUUGAGCUUGGCAAAUUGGCUAUGUAUCAAUUUAUGCAAUUGGAUGGUGCGAGCACAUUUUUAGUCGGUAUGGAAACUUGCAAGCUGUUAGAUAUCAAUCUAGCUGCCUAUUAUAACGGACUUAGCCAAAAGGAGAUGGAGAUAUUGCAACAAUUACGUGAAACCAUUUUCACGAGACCUUACAACUGGAAUGACAUCGAGUUGGAAGAAUACAAGUCUGCAGUAUCGAAUGCGAAAUAAAUGGAAUGUUAUGGAUGAAAAACUACACUUAAAUACACAUGCAUAUUUAUGUACAUAUUCUGGUUGAAUAAACUAACUCAUAUUUCAAUACAGAAAUGUUUAUGCAAUAAAUCAAAAAUAAAAAGCUUUUUAAGAAA
Molecule: messenger RNA, 1305 nt
Organism: Zeugodacus cucurbitae (melon fly)
Lineage: Eukaryota; Metazoa; Arthropoda; Insecta; Diptera; Tephritidae
Exons: 5
Coding region: 134-1168 (344 amino acids)
Cellular component (GO): cytosol
Molecular function (GO): L-galactose dehydrogenase activity
Source: RefSeq, a predicted model, not a curated record